UGGAAAACGUUCCCUGGCCAGAAACAUUCCACGACUUAGUCGUCAUAAAACAUGAAGGGAAAGCUGCCAGGAGACACAAGAAGCGAAAUAAAGAGAGUCGAAGAGGGAGAAGAAAAGACCUCAGAAAACGAGGGCGUCGCGCAGUGUGCAGGGGCGGGGCCAAGGGACCCGAGAAAGAGAUGCUGAAAGUGCCAACACAGUCACGUUAGUCGGUGGCUGCCGGGGGCGGGAGAGAGACACAUGUCUGGCACGUGUGAAUCAGUAGCCUUGUUCUACCUGGAAAGGAAAUUUUGUCAGGUGUGACUACAUGACGAAGAAAAAUGAAGAAGAUUCACCGAAGUUUCGUCGCCUUCACGACCUUUAUCCUGGCUGCCAUCUUUUCGCAGUGCAAAGUAUCAGCCGUCCAGACUACGAUUCGACCCACGAGCUUCACCCACAGCAGGAAGAAUCUGCCCCAGUUCUCUUUCAGGGGCGGCAGCGUCCGGCCCAUCACCCCGACCAAGAACAUUUCCUCCCUCCUGGACAACCUCCUCAAGAACUACGACCAGAAGCUCCGACCUUCUUUCGGAGGUAAACCUACGACGAUUGAGAUUGACAUAGAAGUCCGCAGCAUGAGUCAGAUCUCCGAGAUGGAUAUGACCUACUCCAUGGACUGCUACUUCCGCCAGUCGUGGGUGGACGAGCGCCUGGCCUUCUCCGACCUGGACGAAGCCUUCACCCUGUCUGUGGCUGUGUUGGAGAAGCUGUGGAAGCCCGACACCUUCAUCUAUAACGGAAAGAGGAGCCACGUGCACCUCAUCACGACGCCCAACAAAUUCAUACGACUCUAUCAGAACGGCAGGAUCCUCUACUCGUCGAGGAUGACAAUCAACGCCAUCUGCCCCAUGAAUCUCCAUGAUUUCCCCAUGGACACGCAGCACUGCCCUCUUAGACUUGGUUCAUUCGCUUACACAACGAGGGACGUGCUGUAUAAAUGGAACCGUGCGAGACAGGUGGUGAUUGCGCCGGACCUCAUGUUGUCUCAAUUUGACCUCAUUGCUGCUCCCUCGGGCACGGAGAACACUACCCGGAGAGGAGCUCUGUUCAGGGAAUUCUCCACCCUGAUGGCCAGCUUUUACCUCCAAAGGAACAUGGGCAACUUCUUGAUCCAGGUAUACGGCCCUUGCAUGCUGCUGGUUGUCCUCUCUUGGGUGUCUUUCUGGCUUAACCGCGAGGCCACGUCCGAUCGCAUAUCUCUAGGCAUCACCACUGUCCUUACCAUGACAUUUUUGGGCCUAGAAGCUCGCACCGAUCUGCCAAAGGUGUCAUAUUCAACUGCCCUCGAUCUUUUUGUUUGGCUGUCCUAUGGAUUCAUCUUCGCCACUAUUAUUGAGUUUGCGUUCGUCCACGUGUUCACCAAGGUGGGAUCAGGAGAAGUCUACCUCUCCGAGCCGAGCUCCCUUGUCGGCUCUGACGGCGGAGACAUGGAGUGGGACGAGGAAUCGGAGGUAGGAAUGGCUCUGCCUUUGUAA
Molecule: messenger RNA, 1511 nt
Organism: Penaeus monodon (black tiger shrimp)
Lineage: Eukaryota; Metazoa; Arthropoda; Malacostraca; Decapoda; Penaeidae
Product: gamma-aminobutyric acid receptor alpha-like
Exons: 12
Coding region: 321-1511 (396 amino acids)
Biological process (GO): monoatomic ion transmembrane transport; regulation of membrane potential; nervous system process
Cellular component (GO): neuron projection; synapse; membrane
Molecular function (GO): extracellular ligand-gated monoatomic ion channel activity; neurotransmitter receptor activity; GABA-A receptor activity
Source: RefSeq, a predicted model, not a curated record